Molecule: messenger RNA, 813 nt
Organism: Acanthosepion pharaonis
Lineage: Eukaryota; Metazoa; Mollusca; Cephalopoda; Sepiida; Sepiidae
Source: the annotation of a GenBank genome assembly
AUGGGAAAUGACACACAUAUAUAUCUCUCUAUAUCUCUCUCCCUAUCUCUCUAUAUAUCUCUCCCUAUCUCUCUCCCUAUCUCUCUAUAUAUCUCUCCCUAUCUCUCUAUAUAUCUCUCCCUAUCUCUCUCCCUAUCUCUCUAUAUAUCUCUCCCUAUCUCUCUAUAUAUCUCUCCCUAUCUCUCUAUAUAUCUCUCCCUAUCUCUCUAUAUAUCUCUCCCUAUCUCUCUCUAUAUCUCUCCCUAUCUCUCUCUAUAUCUCUCCCUAUCUCUCUCUAUAUCUCUCCCUAUCUCUCUAUAUCUCUCCCUAUCUCUCUCUAUCUCCCUAUCUCUCCCUAUCUCUCCCUAUAUCUCUCCCUAUCUCUCUCUAUAUCUCUCCCUAUCUCUCCCUCUCUCUAUAUAUCUCCCUAUCUCUCUCCUAUCUCUCUAUAUCUCUAUAUAUCUCUCUCUAUCCCCUAUCUCUAUAUGUCUCUCUCUAUCUCUAUAUCUCUCUAUAUAUCUCUCUAUCUAUCCUGUGUAUUUAGACAGCACAUGUACCUUUAAGCCAAUCAUGUCGCAUUUGUCAUUUACUGCUAUUCUCACUUCUUCCCGCUUUUCUUCUUCUUGGCCUCUUCCCAAAUUUAACAUCCCUUUCCUUUUCUUUCAAAUCUUAAUAAUCCGUUACCUCUUCUCUCCUCCUGCCAUUCCUUACAUCUGCUUUCUUUGUACUAAUUUGCUUCUCAUUCCUUGUAAUGUAACAAUAUCAAACUGCACCCGCAAAAUUCUUCAGACGUAUCUCCUCUCUCUACGAAACCGUGACUCAGUCUGUCUCUAG